Messenger RNA from Larimichthys crocea (large yellow croaker), 4786 nucleotides. Its product is annotated as DnaJ. Bases 55 to 1170 code for a protein of 371 amino acids. The record is from RefSeq and is a predicted model, not a curated record. NCBI's taxonomy places the organism in Eukaryota, Metazoa, Chordata, Actinopteri, Sciaenidae. The transcript has a single exon.
UGGCCGGAUGCCGCAGCUGUUUUCCGGCGUGCUCGCCGCUCCGUGCUCGGUAAAAUGGCAGAGGUCGGUCACCGGCUGGGGAGCGGAGGUUACCGGCUCUUCAGCCGGGGUCGACCGGUCUGCACCGGAGAAGGUCCCGGAUGUUUGCUGGUGAGCUGCAGCUUCAGCGACGGGCGCAGAAAAGACGAACCAACCCAGGACCGAGGUGAAGAUCAGCCGCUGACUGGAAGCAGAGCCACACGGCGCAAAUCAGCGAAACUUUGCAGAGUGAGUCAACAGCAACAUGGGACUUUGCGCUGUGACUCGUCUUUGGAGGUGGAUUCAUCUCGUUUUAUUGGAUUUGUCCAGACCAGAGAAAGUAUCCGAGCUCACAAAGCAGCCCUGUACCUGCUGCCUGGCAGGAUGACAUCCUGGACCAGAGAAGCUGUUUCCAUCCACCCUGACACCUUCAUGUCCCCUCAGCAGCUCCGAGCUCUCUGUACUGUCAUCUGCACUCUGGCAGAGCAGAGCUCAGAGAGGCCGGGCUGUGGGCUGAGACUGAGGCGUCUGAAACAGCAUCCUGAUACCCUGCAUGCAACCAGAAGAAACUACAGCUGGAGGAGUGACUCAAGAGAUGCUCCUCCGCUGUACAGAAGCAGAACGGCCUAUUACGACAUCCUCAAAGUCUCCCCAGGUGCCACACAGGCCCAGAUCAAGACGGCCUACUACAAGCAGUCCUUCAUCUACCACCCUGACAAGAAUCCGGGUAACAAGGAGGCCAGCCAGCGCUUCUCUGAGAUCAGCGAGUCCUACACGGUGCUGGGCAACAUCAGCCUGAGGAGGAAGUACGACCGUGGUAUUCUGAGCCAGUCAGACGUUCAAAAUGCAGGAAGACCAUCCUCCAAAGAGACCUCAAGCAGAUCCACAGGAUCCCCACAUCAGCAGCAGCAGCACAGAGCCAGAGGGUUCUCCCAAGCUGGAGGAAAGACUAAGUUUGAUUUUGACGCCUUUUAUCAGGCUCACUAUGGGGAGCAGCUGCAGAGGGAGAAGGACCUGAGAGCCAGGAAGCGCAUGCAGGAGAUGCAGAAGGAGAAUCUUAGCAAGUACAGGCAGAAAAAAAUGAUGGAGGUGACUGCGGUGAUGCUGCUGGUCAUGGCAGGCCUGAUUGUUGUCAGUCUCAGCAAGCCCUGAAAAAACAAGAAGCAGCAACUGGACCCCUGUGGGGUCGAAUAUUAUGACUCAGGGUGCGAGAGUGUGCUACCUCAGAAUGUUCUGCAAGUGUUGCACAGUUAAUUACAGUUGAAGAUGAUUAUAAUAAUAAUAAUAAUAAUAAUAAUAAUAAUAAUCAUAGGUGCUGCAGGAAUUAACAAAAGUCAGUUCACUGUGUCUAAUUUGUUCGACGGGCACACAAGCUGAUGGUGUGAAGAGAACGACAACAAAACCAGUAACUUCAGUUAGAAACUGGAAAUCUGCAGACGUGAAGGAUGUGGGAUUAUUUAUUCCUGCAACAACUUGGUUGAUAAGAUUUAAUAUUUCACAAUAUUGGCUUUAUUUAUUUUAUAAAUUGGUCAUACCAUCACAAUUUUGUUGAAGUUCACAGUUUCUUGCGCGGACGUUGCAAACCUUUGCAGGAGCACACCAGGUAGAAUACAUCAAUAGUGCGUCAAUGCUUUCUGAUGCAGCAUAUCAUAAAACAUAAAACAUUACAGAUGUGAAGUAAUUAUAAAUUCAAGUGUCUUAAGGAUGAUCCUGACUAGUUAUAAACUAGAGGUUGACUAAUGGGGCUUAUAACACAUUAUAACUAUACUCACCUGCACACGCACCUCAACAAUCAACAACUGCCUGAUGUGACGCCAAUAAUGACACAUUAAAAUAAGAAUGCAUCGUAUAGAUGCAACAGUACGUACCUCACUUUACGUAACUCAUACAUGUGACACUGUAUGGACUGUUACAUGCUACAGUUCACUGUUGAUUGUGUGUGUAGGCAAGUAUAGGUAGUUAAUUUGUGCAUUACAACAUGCAGACAAAAUGUUAAGUCACAUGUAUUUAGGAACUGAAUAAUAUAGUACUUUACUUUUUACGCUUGGUUCUACUUUAUGACUUCUCUGCAAUUGGACCCUUUGGUUGGCUUGUUCUUGCCCCUGGGCCAUAUGUUUGACACCCCUGCUCUAGUUUAUAAGUAGUCAAGAACGUCCGCCAGGUAGUUCAUUAUUCAUUAUAAGUCAUAUAGUUUUAUGAUAUAGUGCAGUCAUAAAGGUUAUGAAUGGAUUAUAAUUCACUUUGAAUGCCCCAAUAAGACACUAUGGGUGUAGUCUUCAUAGAAAGUGUUAACGAUUAGUCUUUGUACCUUCAGCAAUUGUUCAAACAGUUUAAUGUACUUACUUUCUAGUGAUGAGUGUGAAGCCAAACAAGGACGGAGAAAUUAAACUUAUCUUGCUGAUCAUCGCACAAUUCCUCUUCCUCUCCCUACGCACUGGAUCUGUAAUUGUUAUUAGGAAAUUAAUACACAUUGUGACGCCUUGUUCCAGGUGCUUGUAUCUAUAUGUACUGUACAAAGUACCAGUGCCACAUUAUGUUAAAUUGUUUAUUUUGUGUGAGGGAAGCACAUGAAGAAAAUCUAAUAAAACAGUUUCUGCUGCAGUGUUUCUGACCUCUAGAGGGCAUCUGGAUACGUCAAAGUGAUCACUGGAGAUCUGACAAGCCUCAGUGAGUUUAAACUCUAUGUGUGAUGACAGUAAUGUGUGUUAUGGAGGCCUCAGCCUGCUGAGAGCUGCUGCUAUUGACAGUAUGAUGGUAUGUUCAUUUUAUUAAAUUUCCCUGAAGACGCUUGCAUAUUAGAAACAUCAAGCCUGGUAAAUGUCUAUAGGUUAGUGGUCAAACGCUUUAAAUACACUGAAUGUAAUGUCUCGAGAGUCUUUACAAAGGGGCCUAAAUAUGAUAUGUAGGCAGACUCUUAUUUUAUUUUAGAAACUGAAACAAAAGAAAACCACAUUCACCCUUUUGUUGUUAAUAUAGACGACCGAAUAAAGGUGAUAAAACUAUCUUUACAGAGUAACGUCACUUUAAAUACUUCAUCAGAUUAUGUUUCAUAUCACUAAAGCUCUUGACUUUUCUGAGCCUUUAAUCUGUUGUGACAUUUACGGAUGAAUAACUGCAGGAAAGGUGCAAUAGUUUGUUCACAUUUUAUUCACAGAAAUAUAAAGUAGUAUGUCAAGUACAUCACUUUGUACAAAAUUGCACAGACUCUUCAAAACUCAGUCAGACAACAGAAUUUUUUUUUUUUUUAGCUUUUAAGAAGUGUUAAGAAAAUAAAAGGGAGACAUGAGCAAUUUGUGAUAUGUGAGAUGGGCUCUUGCAACAGACAGGUUCCACUGAGGAGGUUUCAUCAAGAAGAAUCAAUCAAUUGUACAUAAAUAAGACUCAAUAGGAAAAAUGUAAUUUACAACAGCUGAGGAAUAAAUAUGUUUCAAAAAUAGGAUUCAAAUUGGCACAUGAACUGCUUCGUCCGCUCCUCAACUGAAACGUGAAAUUCCACCUCCGGAGCUAAAUGACCAUCCUUGAAAGAGACAGACACUGACUAUUGAUAUGUUUAGUCUAACUGAACAAAAGUGUUGCAUAUGUUUGAAAUACAGGAGCUGAAGUGUGUCUACCAUACAAUGCAAGAGAAUUUAAAUAAGUAUGCUUAUAGCUGUUUUUGCAGAGAGGUGAGUGAGAAGAUUGACACCACUUUAAUGUAUGUACAGUUAACUUGGCUUAGCACAAGGACAGGAAACUUAGAAAACAGCUGGCCUGGCUGUGUCCAAAAGUAACAAAAUCAACCAGCUAACAUCUCUAAAGCUGUUUGUGUGUAAGACAAAUCGCUGCUUUUCAUGGAGUUGUGUGCCAAACUGUUUCUUGGUCUCACUCGAGUCGGGAUCAGUAACUUCUGCUAGUUGCCUGGCAACUGCACCCAGUCAAGAAAUAGUCCUGUACUAUAAACUGCAGUUUGUUUGUUGUUUUAGCAUUUUACGGAUUAAACAAACGAGAUACGUCUUAAUUAAUGAGGUUAAAAAUUGCCAGUAAGCAGAUUUUUUUGUUCCCUUUGGACAAAAGCAGCCUGACUGUUUCCCCCUGUUCUCAUCUACUGUGUGGGAGAGUUCAAGAGAAGACAAAGAUUGAUUUGUCUGGUAAACUGCACCACCUCCAUUAAAGAGCAGUGCAAAGUCGCUUCCCUGAGCUUUUCUAGGAGACCUACAGGCGCUAGCGUUUACCCCCUUUUUCUUGUCUUUAUGCUAAGAUAAGCUAAUGAUUUGCAAGCUGAAUAGUUUAAUAUUCUUUAGACUUGUAUGCAAAUCUUUGGGAGGGCUCCUUUAGAGACAUAUUAUACUUAAAAGUCGAGGACUAUCGUGUAAACUUUUAGAGUAACAUGACUAUUUUGUGGUGCCAAAUUUUGCCGCACUUUUGGAUUAUUAACAUAAAAAGCUUAAGCUCAGUACUCUGCAUAAAAUAAAGCAGCAAUGUCACAUCUUUCUAAUCAAGCAUGGCCAUCUAGUACCUUUUACUUUACUGCCUGUACCGUUCCAGUCCAGUCACCAGGCAGCGCAAACAGCAAACAACACUGCCACCUUUCUAAAAACCAAGUCCCCAGUCCCUCCGAUAAAUGCUGGAUUUGGUAUAAUAAUAAUCUUAAAGGCAUUACUUCAAAGUGAACUCCUAUAUUAACAGCAUAUCUAAUCUACAGGUUACUGAUAUGAUAAGCUUGAAUACAGAACCAGCACCAGACGGAGGGACCUCGAAAACCAUGUUUUAGAAACACUACUGUAGCACA